Capsicum annuum is the source of this 603-nucleotide messenger RNA. RefSeq lists its product as uncharacterized. The record is from RefSeq and is a predicted model, not a curated record. The coding region runs from base 1 to 603 and encodes 200 amino acids. The transcript has 3 exons. NCBI's taxonomy places the organism in Eukaryota, Viridiplantae, Streptophyta, Magnoliopsida, Solanales, Solanaceae.
AUGUCAAAGGUUUCAAAGGUUGAUCACAGAGUUAAGGAAUAUUUGGAAGAAGAUGGUUAUGAAAAAUGGUCUCGAUGUUACUACUCGCUUGUUAAUAGAGGUAGAAUGAUGACCUCUAAUAUAACCGAAUGUAUUAACGGUUGCUUAGUAGAGGUUGGAGAAAUUUCAAUUUUAGGUUUCGUUGAAGAAGUUAGAAUUUUAUUUGCUGCGUGGAAUUGUAAGAACAACGAAAUUGCAUCUUAUACCAACACAACACUCGGGAGAAGAUUUGAAGAAAUACUGACUCUUAAUGGGGCUAAGGCUUUGCGUGUGACGGCAGCUGGUAGUUAUCUUUAUUGUGUAUAUGAAUCAGGACGGAGGUACAUUGUCGAUAUUGAGCAUGACACGUGCAACAGUGUCAAGACGUAUACACUCCCGAUAGUUUCAGUGCCAGACAUGAAGGAUUGGAAUGUUUCAUCUUUUGUUGGCGAUGAAGCAGUUGUGCCGCCCAAAUACAGAAGAGGACCUGGUAGGCCAAAGAAAGAAAGUCAUUUGAAAUCAAGUGAAUCACUUUCUUCAAGUUCGAACUGUUGCAGAAAAUACAGACGUGCAGGUUACAAUUGA